AUGGAUGAACAAAGAACAUACUUCAAAGACCAUAAGAUGAUCGGAAGGUAUCCAAAACUGCCCGAAGCAGAAUUGUCCAACCCUGAAGAAACUAUUUUCAACGCCUUCAAAAGAACGCUGAGCAAUGCCAAGGAAAAUCUAAUACAUGCGGAGAACAGGAGGAUAGAAAAGACACUCCUCUACAUGGAACAAUGCAUAGCAGAAGAAAAUGAGCAAAACAAAAACUUACUCAACUUCAAAACAGUGUAUGAUCGGGAUGACAAAUUGAAAAGCUUACACAUGAACCUAGUGAAAAUGUCGUAUAUGUUAAAAAAUAUGCGAAUCAAUCAGCAGAAAUGGCUAGACAUUUAUAAGCAAAUUAGCAGCCUUCACCCCCUGGAUGGCGAUCUCUUGAGGGGGAAAGCAAACAAACAUGCCUGCAAAAUGGAACAAAAGGAUCGACAAUAUGACAGUUCAGUGUCUGAGAAACAUCCCCCCAGUAUAGCAGUACAUGAUAUAUUUUGCCGCGAAUACAACCUGCUAAACAUUAGCACGUGCUAUAUAUUUGUCUUUAAACUUUCGAUGGGGCAUCUGAUGAACUGCCUCUGGCUAUACACAACAAGCAACUAUUUGUUAAUACUAAACUGUUGCGCAGAAUUUUUCCAUUUUUUCUUCAAUCUGCACAGGAGAAAGGGGCUCCAAAAAUUGAACUUCCUCUAUCUGCACUCUGAUACCCACAAUUAUGGAGACAACAUUAAAACAUUGAAAUGUAAGAGCAACCAAGUGAUCCGAUGUGGAGAAAAUUCCACCAUCGCUUAUCACUACGAAGAGCUGUACAAUUUGAAAUAUCACCAAAUAGUUACUUACAAAAUAAAUCUGAUGACGCAAGUAUUGGAGAAUUUAAAUUAUGACCUAUUAGACGGUGUGCAACUGGGCCAGCUAGCUAAUUUUUUUUACUCAGUAACUAAAUGUGGAGUGAUAAGUGAAAAGGGCGUACAACGUUUUUUGAAUUAUUAUUUUGAAGUGGCAAAAAAGGGGGCAUCACCAAGUAAGUUGAUUCCAAACGAUAUUGUACUCUCUUCCCAACUCAUCAACACGAUGUACUAUUCUAAAAUUGUUCACUUCGAAUUGGUGUCCCAUUUGGUUAGCUCUUUCAGAAGGGCCGACCUCGACUUCCCCCACAUUUGCAAAAGAGGCCUAUUCGACAGCUUCCUCAAAUUGCUAACGUUGGUAGAACUGACUGACCAGAAUAUGUACUUAUAUACCUUUUGCAAGCAUUACAUUUUAAGUGGGGACACAGAAGAUACGAAACACAUUUCCGACGUUUGCAACUUCUUUUUCGUGUCGUCCAUUGUUGGCCUGUUUAACAUCCCCCUGAUGAAGUUUUACGUCAAUUUUUUAAAAAAAAAAAAGGAUAAGAUAAAAUUUAAAAAUUCCACAACGCAUAAAAUUUACUACACCUUGUUAGGAUGGGACAUAGUGCUGAAUCGAUUCAUAAAAAAUGUAGGUGAAGAAAGGACAGAGACGAUCGAUCUGGCCAUUCUAAAUUUUGAGAAGAAAUAUGUUCACUACUCCUUUUCAAGCAAAGUACUUUACGACUUUUCCCAUUUAUCCCACCAGAUAAGCUACCUAACCCUUUUUUUUAAAAAUAAAUUUAUGCUCAAAAAGGAGGGCCAAAAUUACUACUUUAACCAGAGUGUCAUAUUCCACAUGUUGAGGAAACACUACGGCAAUGCAAUCUAUGAAUACGUAACGAACGAAAAAAUCCCUCUGGAUGUAUACGUUAAGCUGUGCAAUAAUGGUCAGCAGAAAAAUGUCGCCAUCGAGUUUAAUGGUAGGACACACUACGUCUUGAUGCUCACCAAAGGGGGAGACGCCACAGACACUGUGCACUACACAAUGAAACAAAACUGCAAUACCAAGUAUAAAAUGUGGAUCCUCUCGAAUUUAAAUUUUUACACCAUUUCUGUUUCGUAUUACCACUGGAAUGGGUUGCACGAAUAUCAGAAGGAGCAACACUUGCUUCGCGCGAUGCAGCUCCUUUAA
This is a messenger RNA of Plasmodium coatneyi, 2025 nucleotides long. RefSeq lists its product as uncharacterized. NCBI's taxonomy places the organism in Eukaryota, Apicomplexa, Aconoidasida, Haemosporida, Plasmodiidae. The transcript is spliced from 2 exons. Bases 1 to 2025 code for a protein of 674 amino acids. The record is from RefSeq and is a predicted model, not a curated record.